Populus nigra (black poplar) is the source of this 3227-nucleotide messenger RNA. RefSeq names its product homeobox-leucine zipper protein ANTHOCYANINLESS 2-like. Lineage: Eukaryota; Viridiplantae; Streptophyta; Magnoliopsida; Malpighiales; Salicaceae. The record is from RefSeq and is a predicted model, not a curated record. The coding region runs from base 564 to 2825 and encodes 753 amino acids. Gene Ontology annotation, molecular function: DNA-binding transcription factor activity, RNA polymerase II-specific; DNA binding; lipid binding. Gene Ontology annotation, biological process: regulation of DNA-templated transcription. The transcript has 9 exons.
UCAUCUCAUUAUCUGACACGCGAAGGUUUUCUGAGAGAGAGAGAGAGAGAGGGGAGUCAUCCAUGAAACGUUGACAGAGAAAUUGCUUUUUCUUGUUUUCUCUUAUAAAUUAGAAUGUGAGUUUGGUUUUGAAGUCUAGCUCGGUGUGUGUGAAAUCUUGUAAAGGUCAGAACUUGCUAAACAAGUGAGAGAGAGAGUCCAAGAAUACCUCGUGAGAGGGCUAGCUAGCUUUUCAAUAUCAAGAAAGCUUGCGCAGGAGUAACCAAGGGUCAAGCGGGGGGAGAGAGAGAGAGAGAGAGAGAGAUUAUAUAAGAAUUAUAUACAUAAACAAAGUAAAAAGGGGCUAUUUUGAUUGGUUUUUGGGCUUUGAUCAGUACUAACAGUGUUAAUAGUUUUGGUGGUAGUUGUGGGGUUUCAGCGUUUGUGACAGAUAUGAUUUUAGUACAUAAUAACAACAGCAUGCCUUAGUGUUGGUGCCAUUGCUUAGACGACGACGCCGCCGCCGCCACUAACAACCCUCCUCUACAAAAUCACCAGCCCUUUCUCUUUCUAUUACAUGUAUCAUGCCUAAGAAUAAGAUGGAUAGUCAUGGUGACAUGGGCCCACUUGGGGAACAUUUUGAUCCUAGUUUGGUAGGGAGGAUGAGGGAGGAUGGUUAUGAGAGCAGGUCUGGAAGUGAUAACAUUGAAGGUGCAUCUGGGGAAGAUCAGGAUGCUGGAGAUUAUCAAAGGCCUAGGAAGAAGUACAAUAGACACACUGCUAAUCAAAUACAAGAGCUUGAAUCUUUCUUUAAGGAAUGUCCUCAUCCUGAUGAAAAACAAAGAUCAGAGCUUAGCAGGAGGCUUGGCUUGGAAAGCAAGCAAAUCAAGUUUUGGUUUCAAAAUAGGAGAACUCAAAUGAAGACCCAGUUGGAACGGCAUGAGAAUGCAAUCCUCAGGCAAGAAAAUGAUAAACUCCGAGCUGAGAAUGAGUUGUUGAAACAAAACAUGAGUGAUCCAAUUUGCAACAAUUGUGGUGGUCCUGUGGUGCCUGUUCCAGUGUCUUAUGAGCAGCAGCAGUUAAGAAUUGAAAAUGCUCGAUUGAAGGAUGAAUUAGGCCGUGUUUGUGCCCUAGCCAAUAAGUUUUUAGGCAGACCUCUCACAUCCUCGGCCAGUCCUGUCCCUCCCUUUGGCUCAAACACCAAGUUCGACCUUGCAGUUGGGAGAAAUGGUUAUGGCAAUUUAGGCCAUACAGACAACACAUUGCCAAUGGGGCUUGACAAUAAUGGAGGGGUUAUGAUGCCUCUGAUGAAACCAAUAGGCAAUGCUGUUGGCAAUGAAGUACCAUUUGAUAGAUCAAUGUUUGUAGAUCUUGCACUGGCUGCUAUGGAUGAAUUGAUUAAGAUUGCUCAGGUUGAAAGUCCCAUUUGGAUCAAAAGCUUGGAUGGAGGGAAGGAAGUCCUGAACCAUGAAGAGUAUAUGAGGACUUUUCCUCCUUGUAUUGGCAUGAAACCCAGCAAUUUUGUUAUUGAGGCAACUCGGGAGAGUGGUGUAGUACUCGCCAACAGCUUGGAUCUGGUUGAGACAUUGAUGGACGUGAAUGGAUGGGUGGAAAUAUUUCCCAGCUUGAUUGCUAGAGCUGCGACCAUUGAUAUCGUAUCAAGUGGCAUGGGCGGAACAAAAAGUGGAGCUUUGCAAAUGAUACAUGCUGAAUUUCAAGUGAUUUCUCCUUUUGUCCCUGUGCGUCAAGUGAAGUUCCUUCGGUUAUGCAAGCAACUAGCAGAGGGUGUGUGGGCUGUGGCUGAUGUUUCUGUUGAUGGAAACCAGGAAAAUCUAAAUGCACAAACCCCUGUAACCUGCAGAAGGCUUCCUUCUGGCUGCAUAAUACAAGAUAUGAACAAUGGUUGCUGCAAGGUUACAUGGGUGGAACAUUCUGAAUAUGAUGAGAGUGCAGUCCAUCGACUCUACCGACACAUACUAAAUUCUGGCAUGGGCUUUGGUGCACAGAGGUGGAUUGCCGCCCUUCAACGGCACUACGAGUGCAUGGCAAUGCUCUUGUCCCCUACCAUUUUGGGUGAAGAUCAGACAGUGAUAAAUCUGGGAGGUAAGAAAAGCAUGUUAAAGUUGGCACGACGAAUGGUUGAUAGCUUCUGUUCUGGGGUCUGUGCUUCUACUUUGCAUAACUGGGGCAACCUUGUGGUUGAAAGUGUGAGUGAAGAUGUGAGGAUUUUGACCCGAAAGAUUAUCAAUGAACCUGGUGAGCCAGAUGGUAUUGUGCUGAGUGUUUCAACUUCUGUUUGGCUGCCGGUUUCACAACAAAGGUUAUUUGACUUUUUGAGGGAUGAACAAUCAAGGAGCCAAUGGGACAUUUUAUCCAAUGGUGGAAUAUUGCAGGAGAUGGUCCAAAUCCCCAAGGGCCAGGGACAUUGGAACACUGUCUCUGUCUUGCGUUCAACUGCUGUUGAUGCUAACGCGAGUGACAAUAUGUUGAUAUUACAAGAAACCUGGAAUGAUGUCUCGGGUUCGUUAGUAGUGUACGCACCAGUCGACGUACAAUCAGUGAGUGUAGUGAUGAAUGGUGGAGACUCUACCUAUGUGGCUCUCUUGCCAUCAGGAUUUGUGAUUCUUCCAGGCAAUUCAUUCGGUAAUGGUGAGCCAAACAACUGCAAUGGGAAUCCAGCUAAGAGAGACUGUGAUGGCAACAGUGGAGGCGGAUCUUUUUUGACUGUUGGAUUCCAAAUUUUGGCGAGCAACCUUCCUUCAGCCAAACUCACAGUCGAGUCAGUCAAGACAGUUCACAAUCUCAUCUCCUGCACCAUGCAGAGGAUCAAAACAGCCUUCAACUAAUGGUUGCUUCUUAACUUAGUAAAUCUCUUUUCUCUUGGUUUUUCGACACACAAGAAUACAUGGUAUCAACAAGGUAUAAUAGGUAGAAUGGAAGUGAAAUAGAGGCAGCUUGAGGUGAGAACUUUGCACAAGUGGGGUUUCGAGUCAAGAACGAACCGCAAUUUGCUGGGUGGAAACUGGGUAGGAUGACUGUGGAUGUUACUACUACUGUCCUCGCCAAGCUAGUUUUAACUUGGCAACAGGCAGUGGCCUUGUGGUUCGGGUAUUGACUCUCAUUGGGUCUUAGCAAAUGUUUUGGUUUAGUCGUCCUAUUUCGUCGAAGACAAGAUAGACUGCUAGCUCUUGACUUUUUUGUGUUAUGGAAACUGUUCAAAAUCUAAGGCAAUCUGCUAUUUUAACUUA